Molecule: messenger RNA, 2705 nt
Organism: Amphiprion ocellaris (clown anemonefish)
Lineage: Eukaryota; Metazoa; Chordata; Actinopteri; Pomacentridae
Gene: cep57
Product: centrosomal protein 57
Exons: 13
Coding region: 215-1840 (541 amino acids)
Cellular component (GO): centrosome
Molecular function (GO): microtubule binding; identical protein binding; gamma-tubulin binding
Source: RefSeq, a predicted model, not a curated record
ACCCCUCAGAAACCUUGGACUGUGUGGUUUGCCAGUGAUGUUUCUUUUCGCAAGCCUUGUUAGCACAGACAGCUCAAUAAACUACGUUUAGCUAGCAAGCUGCUAGUCGUAAGUAAAAAGGGCUUUGCUGUAGUUCAUAAACCAACUUUAGCUUCAUUUGCAUAUUUUACUCCCUGGUUCAGCACAAACGAGGCACUGGAUUGGCUACAGUUCAAUGGAGACGCUGUCAAAAACAGCCGCAGCUGAUGCUACACGCGGCAAGGAGCCCUGUCCACCACCAGCAGCCAGCAGAGUCGUGUCUGAGAGCCUGUCACUGCCAUCUUACAAAGACUAUCCUGCUCAUCGUCCCCUCAUCAACACACUUGUGCAUCACACACCCCAAACACACACACAUCACUUCAGUCGUUCGCCGUCACCCAGCAAAGCCUUCCCAGAGACCAGCAGUGCAGCGAUCUUAUCUGCCCUGAGGAAUCUCCAGGAGAAGAUCAGGAGGUUGGAGCUGGAGAAAGGACAUGCAGACCUCAGUCAUCAUUCUGUGGGAAAAGAUGUGUCACACACUUUUCUGCAGAAUGAAAAAGUUAACCAGAGACUCACAAAUAAUCAGACAGACACAGAAAGGAAGAUGAGUGGCCAAUCCAACUGCAACCAAGUGUUGAUCACCCACCUUGCUGCUGCAGAGUCUCGCUGUGUGAAGCUGGAACGACAGCUGGAUCACAUGAGGAGGAUGUUGCGCAGCGCCAGGACAGAGACGACCAGCCUGCUCAAGCAGCAGGCUUCCAUGGAUCGAUCAGCUGAUCACCAGCCUGACGCCGUCUCUGAGCAUGCUCAGUUGGACAAACUGGAGCGACUUGAACAGGAGUAUCUCAGGCUGACACACACACAGAACAAUGCUGAGAUGAAGAUUCAUGAGCUGGAGAUGAAACUACAGGAGGAGGAGCACCAGAGAAAGCUCAUCCAGGAUAAGGCUAACCAGCUACAGACAGGUUUGGAGGCCAACAGGAUUUUGCUGAAGUCAGUGUCUCCGUGUCUGUCCAACAGACAGUCCAAAGAGAGGAAGUCCAAUUUAAAGAAAUCGUCCCCACAGCUGUCCUGCACACAGCCACACUAUAGACUGAGCCUCAGAGAUGUACCUUUUGUUGCUGGAACGUCAGUGGGCUUCAGCCACUCAGUCAGAGCCAACGUCCAGUCGGUUUUAUCUCUCCUGAAGCAACACCAGCCGCACCUCUGCAACAGCCGCGUCCUCUCUCACAACACAAACAGCUCUGAGACGGGCAGCCGAAGGCAUUCGGACAGCUCCUCUUCUUCCUCCUCCACUGGUGGGGAGGAACUGUCAGAUCUGCUACAAGCCCUGCAGGAGGAGCUGCGACUCAUGAGCUUGGAACACGAUGAGUUGAUGAGGCAGCUGGAGGACAGCGUGUCUGAACAGAAAAGAAAAGAACUUCGGAGGGAGCAGGAGAGGCUGUUGAUGAAAAUGGAGAGGAAAGGAGAGCAGAUCAGUAAGCUGUACAAACACAAAUCACAGAUAAAAAAGUUACGAAAGGAAGCAAAUUCCAGGCAGAACAGGAGAAAUGAGAAGCGAGGAGAGAUUGAGGUGAAGGGGAAGGACAGGAUGACCACUUACUUUCUUGAAAGGAACACAGGAGUCAGUGAGCAGCAGAUUAUGGGACUCCAUGAAGGACAGAUGAACAGCCAGAGGAGCAACCAGCCAGCUUUUCAGAAGCAGCACAGAGACAAACUUUCCUUGAUGCCGAUGACAUAUGGAGACAGUUUGAGUGAACCCCUGCCAACAUCACAUAUGUCUGCUCCCCAGACCUGCCCACCUUUCAAACCCAGUGACUGAGAGAGCUACAAAAGCCUUACAAGAUACAGAUAAAUAUAGCAAAACAGAAACCAGCUGCACAGAGGAAGAUGUGGAAGACAAUGAAAGCCAAAUGAACACAGUGGAACAAGACUUAGAUACUGCUUCUGGGGAGACCAACAAUCAAAGCAAACGCACCCGAACCAGGAACUGUGUGCUCCUCUGACCUGGUAACUAACGUGCUUGAUGGCUGAUUGACGAUGAAUGAUUUAUCAACCUGGGUGGAGUGUAUUUAACACGUGCCAUUGCUGCAGCUUUGUAGCAGAUAUCUUUCUCUGUGUUACAUCACUUAGCUAGAUUACCUGCACUGUCAACGUCUCUCUUGAGUAAAUGUUUGAAACACUGGAUGUAACAGAUCAAAUAUUGUAUUCAACUUCAAGUUCACAGUUUAUGCUGUGCUUGCAGCUUAUUUAUGUGACAUAUUAAGUAAUAAUUGCAUUUACUCUGUUAGAUAAAAUGUUUUAAUAUGGUUAAUUACAUUUAAACCAUCUGUAUCCAACUGGUUUGCAGUCAGAAGACAAAGUAAACAGUUGUCAUUUGAACUAUUUUUUCUGUAUAUUUAUUACUUUUUAAAAUACACAGGAGUAGCAAGCACAGACAUUUUGGCUAGCGACUUUCUGAGGAUGCAUUCUCCUGAGUUUCAGCUAAUAUCAAAACACUGAGAAAUAUAUAUUGCACCAAACCUGAAUUGUAAAAGGCUACAUUUUGAAUUUGUUUUUACAACACAAAAUGUAUCUUUAUGUUCAGCUGUAAAUACUUUUGUGACAUUACUGUGCUAUUCUGAAUUGUUAAAUUGCCCCCUUCUCCUACGUAAAACAGAGAAAAUUAAUAAAAUAGUAACACUAAA